UGACGAGGAUCGUCCUGGCUUUUUUGCGGUGAUUGUUGCCAAUGAUCGUGACCGGGUCCUUCCCGACGACGGCUACUGCCUUUGAUAGCCUGUUUCCUCGAGAUCUUCCAGGGGGAGAAUCCGCUGGAAACCCUCCGAAUCCCGUUGUCGAGCACGGCGAUAAGGCUGAUGUGGUCUGUGAGCGCACGGGUGGGAGCCAUAGAGCCAUCUGUGACUCUUACGUCGUUACUUAGUCUAAUCAAACAGGACCCUCAUGAUGAGACAAGCAAACAGCGCCAACAGAGGCUCGUACAGAAGCUCGACAAUGCCGCCCAAAUAUCCUUUGCCGAACGUACCCUCCAGCAGGACCACAUUCGACUCCUAGCCAAGAUGAACAACGAAGCCAAAGUUCGCCGAUCGACCAAGUCAGUAGUACUAGGGAAGGCAAAGGUGAUGAGCUAUAAGGAUAUCGAAGCACGAGCGAAGCGUGCUGAGGAAGCCGCUGCGGCUCAGGGAAAACGAGGUCGGAGGUGCGGGAGUGCUGCGCCAGAGCAGAUGUGCCAGAGCCAAAGGCUAAGAUGGCGCGGAUGAGCGGAACACAGCUUGCAGACGCAGAGCUAUGGGCCCAGAGGCGCGGAUGCGAGAACACCAGAGCCAUGGAGGGCCCCAGUGGCGCGGAUGACCGAAGCGCAGGUUGUGGAAGAUGGGGUUGUGGCAUGCGGUCUCACCUUGGAUCGGUUUGAGCAGGCUCGCGUGGGCUUUGCGAGGUUGAUAGACAGU
This is a messenger RNA of Mytilinidion resinicola, 759 nucleotides long. RefSeq lists its product as uncharacterized. The transcript has a single exon. The record is from RefSeq and is a predicted model, not a curated record. NCBI's taxonomy places the organism in Eukaryota, Fungi, Ascomycota, Dothideomycetes, Mytilinidiales, Mytilinidiaceae. Bases 169 to 570 code for a protein of 133 amino acids.